AUGGCGGUGCUCGCCAUCGAGGGGCACAAGAAGCUCGAAGCCGCGCAGCAGGAACUUUAUGAUGCCUUCAGUGCCUGCUUUAAGACGGUCAAUGGCAGAAGUGUCGAGACAUGGCAGCCACAUGAGACAAUCAUGCUUUGUAACGACACUACCUUCUUUGAUCUCACAGGGUUGUUGAACGAGAACAGCCCUGCUUGCUUCGGCCCGGUCAUACUGAAGAAGGCCCGGAAGCUUGCCGCACGUCUUAGCAUUCGUGGCUACACGGACAGCACGAGCAAAUUUCGAAUCCUGGCACCAACGGCAAUCCUGGGAUACGGAUUUCCUGAAGCAUCAUUCGAUGCGGCAGUCCGUGACCAUGCAUUCAACCUCAUAGCAGUGGAUGCUGGCUCCAUUGAUCCAGGACCUUACUACUUGGCCACCCGCACAUCGUUUACGGCGCUGAACCAUGUUCUGCGAGACCUUCGCCUGAUGCUGAAGGGUGUGAUUCAGCAGGCAGCUAUGGGCCAGCCUUGCAAAUUGAUUGUGGGCUCAGCUGGCGGAUGUGGCACCGACAACCAGGUUGAGCUGCUUGCCCGUGAAGUUCGAGCGAUCAUGUCCGAGUUGGGCAUGGUGCAACCCAUAGCGACGGUUCGAAGCGAGAUUUGCCCUUCGAAAUUGGCGGGGCGGACAAUGACAUCCCUCGGCCCGAUGAACCCCAUCAGCACCGAAGAUUUGAGAGGCUCAGUGAUUGUGGCCCAGAUGGGCCUGGAACCCAUCAUGUCGGCAUUGGGGCACGCCGACAUAGUGCUAUGUGGACGAGCUUAUGACCCUGCUGUAUUCGCUGCUGAACCCGUGCGGUGUGGGUUUCCAGCAUCAGCUGCGCUGCACGCAGCCAAAGUCCUGGAGUGUGGCGCAAUUGCGACAGUGCCUGGAAGCGGGAGCGACUGUCUCAUUGCGGAAUUGGACAAACAAGGCGCUGCCCGGUUCUGGGCACCGAACCCUCAGAGGCAAGCCACGACCCUGAGCGUGGCUGCGCACACACUCUACGAAAAGAGCCACCCUCACGUCUUUGGUCUACCGGGCGGCGUGCUGAACACCAAGCAAGCAGUAUUCAAACAGCAUGGUCGAGUUGUGGAAGUCAAGGGCACGAGACUGACAAGGAUUCCGCCCACGGUCAAGCUUGAAGGUGCCAAGGUGCGUGGCUUUCGGGCAGUGGCCAUUGACCUCCUUCCUGACACGCCCGACCUUCCUGACGUGGAAGCAGGCAACGGGGUGAUAGUGUUCGGCCGCAACGGUGUGGAGGAUUCAGUGCUGAACUCUGGCGAGCAGGAGCUCGGCAUUGUGAUCACAGUCACUGGAGGCGGUUUAGAGCGGAAUAGAUCCCAUUUAGCUCUCCUUCGUGCCACGUUGCUGCACUGGGGCUUUGAUGGCCGGAAAGCUACAGCUGGGAACCUUGCAUUUCCAUUCUCGCCUUCCGACCUUCAGUUUGGCGACGAGGGAGUUCUAACUCUCUGCGGCACUAGAGACCCGAGCUUUAUAUCACGGUGGCCGCAGAUUCUGAAAGAAGUGGAGGAGUAUGUCAGGAGCCUCUCCUCCCAUGAGGACCUGACCGUUCGCUUCGUCGCUGCAGGUUUGGAUGGCCUGGGCUUCCUGAAGUGCCGCGAGGUGGUCGCAAGCACCGCAGAAGCGGCGAGUGCCGGGCUGCAAGUGGACGCACGGGCGAUUCAGACCUGGCAGUGCCACGGAAGCGUCGCAGCAGAUUACACAAUUCACCAUCUCCUCGAGUUGGAUGACGUGCUGUUGCGCGACUUCUUCCCAAUCCAAGUACGGCACAGCGAUGGCUCAGUGCAGGACGUGGAGGCCACACUCCUACCUUGGGAUGACGCUCCCAUUGUUUCGUCGGAAGAGGCCUACAGUGACUGGGAGUCGUCCGUGAAGCCUGCGGGGUGGCGUGCGGCUAGCAGUCACAAACUCGGAGACCUGGCGAAGGUGGUACGCUCCAAGAAUGCUGGUGUGAAUGAAAUUACCUACGACAUCAUGUUUGCUGAUGAGAAGUCUUACAUGAUGGCCAAAAGCAGUCCUUCACUGGAUGCUUCAGUGGUUCCGUUGCGGAAUGUUCUGGGCGUCUUUUGCGAUGACUCAUGCUGGGCCAUCAAGAUCACUUGCGCCCGACAGGUGCUGGCCGGCAGCGCCGGUGAUCGUGAUGUCUACGGCGCGCAGCAGCACUGCCGGUGUAGCCUAGUCUUGGUCUGCUUCAGGCAAGUGGGGCUGUCACCAGGUGUCGCGGCACUGGCAAGGGCGCGAGGGCUAUAUUUGGAGGGUGACUUGACCACCGAAAACUUAGCAGAGACGGUCUUCCGAACCCAGCUUUUGGGCGAGCUGCUUGCAGACCUGCAGGCCUGCCGGCUCAUGGCGAAGAAGUACUGCUGCACCGACCUCCGAUUGGAACUGUCGGACAAGGCCACUAGUGAGGCAAAAGAUGUGAUAGAAGACAUAGCGAAGGUGUUUGGCUUCGUUGCCUAUGCAGCCAGGAGAGGCGGCAAAGGGGCCUACAAAGGCAAAAGCAGUGCCCAAACAGAGCCGGCCGACGAAAAAGUUCAGGCCUUGGACGAAAUAGCUGCCAAGAUUGAGGGGGAUGCAUCCCUUAGUAGCAAAAGGUGCGACCACCUGCUAUACCCGUACUGGAACUUGACUCCUGACCAGGAGAAGUCUGUGAAUCAGAUCAUGGAGGUCUUCAACAAGGAGUACUCCGUAAGGCGGAAAGUUCUAACGCGGCGCCUUGAUGUGACAAUUCAGGCCUUUCUUUGGUCGCCGAAAGCGGACUCUUACAUGGAGCAGAUCUCCCAGGCAAUUUCAGCUGUCAUGGACUGGCGUGAUCAUCUGAGCGAAGCCAGUAUUGGGAGCUGGCACAUGUUGGCUACGGAUGAAAAGACUGUCCAAGAGCCUCCAAAGAUUUCGUCCAUCACCGCUUUGAAGUCGGUUGUGAAAACCAUCAUCAUUGGUGCCGUACCUGACAGGGGUGGUGUACCAGAAGGUUACACGGUAGAGGACAUUGCGAAGGAUAUCGUCAAAGCCAACGUGGCGCUGACGAAGAAGGAUCAAGGUGGUGGUGGCAAAGGUGCAUCCGCACAAACUGCAGCGGCCAUGUCGGCCAAGAGAUGGGUUGGAAAGGGCAUGGGCUCAGGCGAUGCUCGCGACAGUCCUCGAGGCCUGGGUCACAGCUUAUCAAGGCUUGUCACAUGGAGCACCAAGUCAAAGCAGAUGAUCCCAGUCCCGCGUGCCUCAGGGGAGAAAGGAGGGGGCGGCGGCUACUAUGGUGGCAAAGGUUCGGUUUUGAGUAAUUGCAGAUAA
Molecule: messenger RNA, 3330 nt
Organism: Symbiodinium natans
Lineage: Eukaryota; Dinophyceae; Suessiales; Symbiodiniaceae
Source: the annotation of a GenBank genome assembly